Xiphias gladius (swordfish) is the source of this 2878-nucleotide messenger RNA. RefSeq lists its product as uncharacterized. Gene Ontology annotation, biological process: canonical NF-kappaB signal transduction. The transcript has 3 exons. Bases 539 to 1306 code for a protein of 255 amino acids. NCBI's taxonomy places the organism in Eukaryota, Metazoa, Chordata, Actinopteri, Istiophoriformes, Xiphiidae. The record is from RefSeq and is a predicted model, not a curated record.
AAGCUGAGACAAAUGCUGUGCCUGUGCUCUUUGAUAUUAAAAAUAUAGCCUGGCUCUUUGUUAUUUUGAGUUCAUGUUAAAAAAAUGUUCUUCAGACUGUCACGUAACAGCUUAACUGAGAAGUGGUGAGCUUCCUUUUCAUACUAAAGGGGUUUCAUUUCCCUUUUUUCAAGAGCUACUUCCUUGUGUUUAGCAGAUCCAAGUGCAAGGUACAUUACAUGUGUAAACCAUAAUUUCCAUUAGCUCAGCAGGGAAGAAAAAGACUAGACAUCACUGCGGAUCGUAAAGGCUCAUCUGAAGAACGGAUUUCACAGUCACAAAUUUGUUGUAGGCUGUGCUCAGUAAAUGGGCUUUGAGUCUGGAUUUAAAUGCUGUGUCUAAUUCAUUGACAAUAACAGGAAGCCUGUUUGAGAUGGAGGAGGCUUGACAGGAGAAGUCUCUGUAUCUAGCUUUUGUAAGGGAUGACACCGAGUCCUGAAUUCUUGGAGCAGAGCAUGCAGACAGGCUUACGAGGGCUGCAGAUCCAUGAGCUGUUGAGAUGGAGGAAGCAUACAGUGAACUGUACCAGGAGUUUCUUCGACUGAGGUCACUUUGCCUGAGACAGGCAGCUCUGUUGCACCAACUCACAACAGCCCUGCGGAAACAGCAAGGCGCCACUGUUCCCAAUGGAGACAUGUGUGAUAUGAUGUCCAUCCCUGUCCAGUGUACCCAAGAAAUCCCUGCGUAUUUCCAUGAAAAGCCUCGUCCACUGACAGCUGCAGCACACAACCUUGAAGCACAGUGUGACUUUAAUCGCUACUCCAGAAACAUGGGGAUUUUCUCUGACGCCCUUGUUGAAGAUAUGUCCAAGCUCUGCGUGGAUUUGCCUCUUCAGAGAAAGGGGGAUGGGAAGUUGGAGCAGAAGGUUGCACCGUUGUUAACCCUGGACUCCUCGAGGCGGCGAGGAGCCUCUUCCAAUGAAUCAAAAAAUCCAGGGCAAGCAGACCAUCCCAGUAGAGACAGGACUCUGCAUACAGCAAGGGUAGGUGUCCUCAGCAGACAAAAAUCCCACCUGUGGCCAUGGGUUCUCAAAUCUGUCCUUGGAUUAUUCCAUAUUCUUCAUCACAAACCCCCUGUCUUUUACUGUCAGAUGCCUGUGUCAGACACUCCCUCCCUGGUUGGUGACUUCUUCAGCCAGUCUGGUGGGUUGCUGGUGUCAGAUGUGGCAUUGCAGUCUCACGUUUGUGACUUCUGCCAGGCGGUUUUCCCGGGAGACACAACCACCAGAGGAGAGUUCCUACGACAUCUCCACACCCACAUCACCUAGACAGAGGUGACCGUGCUCCUCCUCCUAACAUAUGAGUUAUGUGUUCACAUGAUAUGCUGUGGUGGAGCAGGGAAAACUCAGUUAACCUCAGGAAACAACAUUGCAAUGGAUCUGUUCCUAAUGUGGUUAGCUGUUUGCCAAUGGAUGAACUGUGCAGAUGCUGACGCUGGCAUUGUUUCUGAGAUGUAAUGUGAAAGGUGGCUUCCUGUGUUUCCAUUGCAUGUGCAAGUAUGGAAAAAAAAAAAGUGCAUUUUAAAAGGCUUGGUUCACCCAAAUUACAAAAUUUUCUCCCUUACAUCUUCAGUACUAGUAUCGCCAUGGUUUUAUUAGUCAAGGUUUUGAAAUAUUCGUCUCUGAGAUUUAUGCCUCAAAACAACAAAAAAAGAAAACAAAAACACUGCUCUACAAUAUGAGAUUAAUAGAGACUACAUGUCUUUGAAAAACACCUUGAUCAUGAUGGCUUGUAUGUAACUACAAAAAUAAAAGUAUGUUCAGGGGAAUAAAUAAUUGAAAUAAAUAAUUGGUCGUGUUCAGGCAAAAUUGGCAAGAAAUUUCAUUGUAGUUCCUGGGUCAGAGGGACAAAUAUCCUCUGCGGUGUUUAUUUGUUUAAAUAUUAAUUAGUUAAUCAGUUAAUAAGAUGGAAUAAUGCCAUAAUGCCAGUACUGGAAAGUGAGAUGAUGUGUUGUUUAUGUGUUGUGUUGUUUCGUUUAAUUAACUGCUUGAAAGAAUUCCUGUUUCAUCAUCCCGUCUCACUUUGUUGUUGUUGGUAUCCUGUUAUGAAGCGAUUGAAAUGGGUUCAGUUGUCACUAACCAGUGAAUUUCAGUGCUGAAUAGGAUAGUGGGGGUCUUUUCACUGUCAACAAUUACUUUUCCUGUCUGCUUUAAUUAUGGCACCCUUUGAAUGAUCUUCUCAAACUAAUUUAAUGAGAUUCAGUUUAUAAAUAACAGAAACUCUUAUUUAUCUGUUUUUUUUAAAUUUGCAUGCGCGAAGAGACCUUGCAGACAGCUUUUUAGCUUUGUUAAAAUCCGAAUAAACCUUUGCUCCCAUUUCUAUGCAGUGGGCAAUGCUCAUUGUGCUUGUAAUGCAGAUUUUACAAAAUAUAUAAAUAUGUAUAUCUUGUUAGGCAGAUAAUUAGCCCUCCUAAUUUCACAAAUGGUCAAUAUACUGCAUUUUCAGUGUUUGCAGCCGAGCAUCAAACCAGUCAGCUGUCUGCUGCGCAGCUCUGCACAACUGAAGAAAGCGUCUGGGCUAAGAAUAGACUCAAGAGAUUUAACUCCCUAAUUAGUGGUGUUGACAGCUGAUUGAUGAUGACGCCCCCCUUCAUCUUUUGCCACACUGAAUGUAGCUCUCAUUAUCACUGUAAAGAAAACCAACCCAGAUAUAAUUGCUCUUGUAUAAUCAAAAAGCUCAAAGCAAUUUCUCAAAUAAACAUCAUAAUUAACAUCUGACCAGGUUUCCUUGGAUUUUAGUUCAGUGGCGGUGGACGUGGAAUUCAGUGACACGACUGAGAGUCUACAGUCAUGCUUUGAGCUCAGUGCUAAUGUCAGCAUGCUAACAUGCUCACAGUGAUA